AUGUCGGCGAUUGCGCCUGUCUUCGGAGUGCUCGGCAGUUGUAUGGGAUGCAUGAUAUUCGUUGAAAAUAUCGCCAAACAGGAGCCGUCAGCGAUGAAUCUGAUGACAUUCUCGACGUUCUUGUUCAUCGCUGCUCAAGGCCUCGUGAUGACAUCGAGAUUUUUUACAGUUCCCAACAAAAUUCCGCUUCGAGGAUAUUUCAAAACCGUUGUGACAUUCUUCAUUGUGAACGUUGUCAAUAAUCAAGCAUUGAAUUAUCAUGUUCCAGUUCCAUUGCACAUCAUUUUUCGAUCGGGCUCGCUUCUCGCUACACUUGUGUUGUCGGUGAUAUGGGUCGGCAAAAAAUACACGGCUAGAAAAUACAUUUCCGUUCUUGCCAUCACUAUUGGUAUCAUUAUUUGUACAUUGGCGACGAGCGGACAGGAAAAGGAAUCUGGCCUUAGCUAUGAAGAAGCUUCGAAGCAUUACAAGGAAUGGUCGAUUGGAAUCGGCAUGCUUACGUUCGCGCUUCUCGCCUCUGCGUUUUUGGCGAUUUGCCAAGAAGAGCUCUACAAGGUUUACGGAAAACAUCCUGACGAGGCAAUGUUUGUGACUCACUUUGUCUCUCUCCCGUUCUUCCUGUUUAUGAUGUCUGACAUUAAAUCGGCGGCCGAGAAAUUGUCGGCGAGUGCGCCAUACGCGGUUCUUCCGGGAAUUCCGUCUUUGUGGAUUGACUUGUUCGGAAGCUGCUUGUUACAAUUCCUGUGCAUCAAAUUCGUCUACCAGCUGAACUCCAGAGUCGAUUCGUUGACUGUCACGUUGGUGGUGACUCUUCGCAAGUUCUUAUCACUGAUUGUCUCGAUUGUCUACUUCAAGAAUCCAUUCACCCUUCAACACUGGACGGGAGCGAUUUUCGUGUUUGCCGGAACUCUCGCAUUCGCCGACAUUUGGGGAAAUAAUAACAAUAAAAAAGAGGUGAAAAAAGGCGAGAAGAAAACCCAAUAG
Caenorhabditis bovis is the source of this 984-nucleotide messenger RNA. NCBI's taxonomy places the organism in Eukaryota, Metazoa, Nematoda, Chromadorea, Rhabditida, Rhabditidae. The record is from the annotation of a GenBank genome assembly.